UUUCGUCUCUGUACGCGCGCGCGCAUAUUCUGCGUACGUGCGUGUGUACGCGCGUACUCUAUCGAGAGACACGUUUCGUUUUCGUUCCAGUCUCUAUCUUGGCUUCUCGAGACGGAAGAGCCAGCGGGAUUUUGAAGGGAGAGGCAUUACGAUUCAGGACUAGGAACUCGAUCGAAGGAUGGAAGUUAAAGGGCGAGUUGCCCUGGUAACGGGGGCUGCUUCCGGUAUCGGAAAAACUUACGCCAUCGAGUUGUUGAAUCAGGGAGCCAAGGUAUCGAUUUGUGAUAUAAACAGUACGGAAGGCGAGAAACUGGCUGACGAACUGACCGUGAAAUAUGGAAAAGAUCGAGUAAUAUUCUCCCAAUGCGAUGUCACAGAUUAUCCACAAUUCGAAGCGUCGUUUCAAACAACAAUCGCUGCUUUUGGACAUAUCGACAUCGUCAUCAAUAAUGCCGGUAUAAUGAAUGAUCGAUUCUGGGAACUCGAAGUCGACAUCAAUCUUAACGGUGUGAUACGUGGCACUCUCUUGGCUCAACGAUUUAUGGGUACGGAUAAAGGUGGACAGGGUGGUAUAGUUGUAAAUACCGGAAGUAAUAUCAGUAUCAACCCCUACGUCAGCGUGCCCAUCUAUUCGGCUACAAAGGCGGCAAUCGUUAGUCUUACCAGAGCAUUUGGGGAUCAGUAUCACGUGGAGCUAACGGGCGUCAAAGUGAUGGCACUUUGUCCAAGCGCCACGGACAGUAAUUUGGUGGCGGAUGUUGGCAAACAGUUACUUUCGCCGCGAUAUCAAGACGCCUGGAGUCGAGACACUGCUUCUUCUGUUCCGCAAAAAGCGGAGCACGUUGCCAAAGCGUUGAUUCAUAUUUUGAGUAUGGGCAAAAGCGGAAGCAUUUGGAUGGUCGAGAAUGGUGAACCACCUCGCGAAGUGAACUUUCCAAAAUAUUAAUUAAUUUACUUAAGAGAGAAUAAUAAAAAGAUAAGUUUCAACGCG
Molecule: messenger RNA, 991 nt
Organism: Vespula pensylvanica (western yellowjacket)
Lineage: Eukaryota; Metazoa; Arthropoda; Insecta; Hymenoptera; Vespidae
Product: 15-hydroxyprostaglandin dehydrogenase [NAD(+)]-like
Exons: 7
Coding region: 179-946 (255 amino acids)
Cellular component (GO): cytoplasm
Molecular function (GO): oxidoreductase activity, acting on the CH-OH group of donors, NAD or NADP as acceptor
Source: RefSeq, a predicted model, not a curated record